UUUUUCUGCCGCAAUUUGUAAAUGCCGCUCAUUUGAUAUCAACAAACUCUUUGGGUAGUUUACGCUUUUCCAUGAAUUGAAGGAUUUGAUUUGAUCGUAAGUAUUGAAUAUCACCUCCAUUAGCCUCUGAUGAUAUUAUCAUGGAAACCUCCCUUAACUAAUCAAUUGCGCUCAGCUUCGCCAUGGCUCCCUCGAAGUCUACCUCCUCUCCUACAAAUACAAAAUGGACUCAUGAAUUUGAUACGAUUCGAAGAGAGAAGCUUUUCAGAGACCCUCCAAAAGAUCACUCAGCAUAUCCUGCACUUACAGCUGCGGUUGCACCUCACAUCGAGUCGUUCAAUGCACUUUUCGAGAAAGAUGGCUUAAUUGCUCAAGGUUUAUUAGAUAUUGGAUCCAAGACAUACCUCGAUGGAGAUGAUAGAUUAGGACCUAGUGGAAAGAAUAGUUUGACCGUCAGAAUUAAGGAAGUCUUUGUUGAAAAGUCUAUGUUGCCUCCAUCCAACAAAUUUUCUACCAAGAACAGAGAAAUUUUACCGGCAGAAUGCAGAGAACGACAUGUUACUUACAGAGGAAAGAUGUCGGCGCGCAUGGAGUACUCGAUUAACAAUGGAGACCCGAAAGAGUUUAUUAGAGAUCUUGGGCAAUUGCCUUUGAUGUUGAUGGUAGUGAUCCACACCUACUUCAUUCUCAAUAGAGCUGACCUUUUCAUUUCCAGUCAAAUAAAUGUCAUCUUCAAAACAACUCACCAGCACAGCUUGUACAGAAGAAAGAAGAAUCCGAGGAGCUUGGAGGAUAUUUCGUGGUGAACGGAAUUGAGAAAAUCAUUCGUCUUCUUGUUGUGAAUCGUAGGAAUUUCCCCAUGGCCAUCAUUAGACCUUCAUUCAAAGGCAGAGGUCCAGCAUACACCGAAUUCGGUAUGCUCAUUCGAUCCGUACGGCCUGAUCAAACUUCCCAGACCAAUGUUCUUCACUAUCUAAAUGAUGGAAAUGUUACUUUCCGUUUCUCGUGGCGCAAGAACGAGUUUCUGGUACCUGCCAUGAUGAUUUUGAAGGCGUUAGUGGAGACAAACGACAAGGAAAUUUUUGAAGGGCUUGUAGGCACUGCUGGUUCAAAGGGAACAGAUAACACAUUCUUGAAUGAUCGGGUGGAAUUGUUAUUACGAACCUACAAGGCCUAUGGGUUAUACACAAAGAGCAAGACUCGAGCAUACUUGGGCGAGAAGUUCAGAAUCGUCCUUGGAGUCCCAGAUACCAUGUCAAAUUACGAUGUCGGAACGGAAUUUCUGCGAAAGAUUGUCCUCGUCCAUCUCGGAAAUACCAACGUCACAGAAGCGCAAGACAAGGAUAAAUUUAAGAUGCUUCUUUUCAUGACCAGAAAGUUGUAUUCUUUGGUUGCUAGAGACUGUGCUAGUGACAAUCCUGAUGCGGUCCAGAAUCAGGAGAUUUUGCUUGGAGGAUUUUUGUUUGGAAUGAUCAUCAAGGAGAGACUAGAGGAUUGGCUUCACACUAGUUUGAGAAUGGCGUUGAGGGACUAUGUCCGACGAAGCCCGGAAAACAACUUCACAACACCAGAAUUUUUGAAAGAUUUCCCGGUCAAAAUUUGUUCAAGAACAAAUGAACAGGUUGGCGGUGCUUUAGAGUACUUCAUGUCAACUGGAAAUCUGGUCAGUCCGACGGGAUUGGAUCUUCAACAAACCUCUGGAUUCACGGUUGUUGCAGAAAAGAUUAAUUUCUUGCGAUUCAUCGCUCAUUUCCGCAUGAUUCACAGAGGUAGUUUCUUUGCCCAAUUGAAGACUACUACCGUUCGUAAGUUACUGCCAGAGAGUUGGGGUUUCAUGUGUCCUGUGCAUACUCCUGAUGGAAGUCCUUGUGGGCUGCUUAACCAUCUCUCGCACAAAUGCAUAAUCCUCACACACGCCUCUGAUGUAUCAGCUCUACCAAAGCUCCUUUCAGAGCUAGGUGUUGUUAGUGGCGGCUCAUCAUCCACUGAUGAAAGUGUUGUCGUUCAAUUAGAUGGAAAGAUUAUGGGAUGGUGUUCACCCAAGCAAUCUCUCGUCAUUGCCGAUACUUUACGUUACUGGAAGGUCGAAGGAACACAUGGUGUUCCGACUAAUUUGGAAAUCGGAUACAUCCCCAAUUCUCACGGCGGACAAUACCCAGGUAUCUAUCUUUCUGCUGCGCCAGCUAGAAUGGUCAGACCAGUGAAAUAUCUAGCACUCGAUAAAGAAGAUUUCGUUGGCCCACUCGAACAACCCUUCAUGUCUAUUGCUGUCACCGCGCAGGAGAUUGAACCCGGGGAACACACUCACGUCGAGUUUGACCCUACUCAUAUUCUGUCUAUUCUUGCCAACAUGACUCCCUUCUCCGAUUUCAACCAAUCACCUAGAAACAUGUAUCAAUGUCAGAUGGGUAAACAAUCUAUGGGUACACCUGGAACUGCCAUCCGUUACAGAACAGACAACAAGGCUUAUCGUCUCCAAACCGGACAAACUCCAAUUGUCCGCGCCCCACUCCAUAACGAAUAUGGUUUCGACAACUUCCCUAAUGGAAUGAACUCGGUGGUUGCCGUCAUUUCCUACACUGGAUACGACAUGGACGACGCUAUGAUCAUCAACAAGUCCGCGCACGAGCGCGGCUUUGGUCACGGAACCAUUUACAAGACGAAAAAGUACGAAUUAGAGGAAGGACACAAAUCUCGAUCUGCCAGAAAUAUUAAGAAGCUAUUUGGUUUCGCUCCUGGUGGACUCGUGAAAGCUGAGUGGAAAGCAGCCAUUGAUGAGGAUGGUUUGCCGUUCAUCGGUCGCAUGGUUCAGAAUGGUGACUUGAUUGCUGCAUGGCACACGGUAUCGAUGGAUGAGAAUGGAAAAUAUAUCAAUCGAGAUGGCCAAACUCAUUUCGAGAAAUACAAGGAGACCGAAAUUGCAUUCAUCGAAGAAGUGAGACUGAUCGGAAAUGAGAACGGAAUAGAGCCUUGUCAAGCUAUUUCUGUCAAACUCCGCAUUCCACGUUCUCCUGUCAUUGGAGAUAAAUUUUCAAGUCGUCACGGGCAGAAGGGUGUUUGUUCGCAAAAGUGGCCAGCAGUUGAUAUGCCAUUCACGGAGUCUGGUAUUCAACCUGAUACCAUUAUCAAUCCUCACGCUUUCCCCUCUCGUAUGACUAUUGGUAUGUUCGUCGAGUCCUUAGCCGGCAAAGCAGGAGCGUUACACGGUUUGGCGCAAGACAGUACACCAUUCAAAUUCGAUGAGGAGCACAAGGCGGGUGAUUAUUUUGGGCAUCAAUUGAUGAAGGCUGGGUACAAUUACUACGGUAACGAACCUAUGUAUUCCGGUAUCACUGGAGAGGAGUUGCACGCCGAUAUCUACAUUGGAGUUGUCUAUUACCAACGUCUUCGUCACAUGGUAAACGAUAAAUACCAAGUCAGAACCACUGGUCCCGUUACACAACUCACCGGUCAACCUAUCAAAGGUAGAAAGAAGGGUGGUGGUAUCCGUGUGGGAGAGAUGGAACGUGAUUCUCUGUUGGCUCACGGUACAGCUUUCUUGUUACAAGACAGACUACUCAACUGUUCGGACUACACAAAAUCAUGGAUCUGUAAGGAGUGUGGUACUUUCUUGUCGACUCAGCCUACAGUCUCGGCAUUUGCAAGUAAGAAGAAAGGAACGGGUGUGGUGAGAUGCAGGAAAUGUGCCACAAGAGCGGAAGGAAAGUUCGGUGGAGGAGAGGUAUGGGAGGAUGGAAAGGGUCAGAGAUGGGUUGGUGGUGAGGACACAACCGUUGUGGCUGUUCCGGGUGUGUUGAAGUAUUUGGAUGUUGAGUUGGCGGCUAUGGGUAUCAAGUUGAAGUAUAAUGUUGGCCCGUGAGUUGAGUAAGUUGCUGGUGAGGACAGAGGGGGCAGUAGAAGAUGAUUGACGAAUUGAAUUUGGCUGGCGUUUGGGGAAAGGAAUAAUUGUAGCAUUUACAAGGGGUACUCUUUAAUUUUGUUUGGACACUGCAUGAUUCCAUGGUCAAAAGCUACAAAAUAUCGAUUAGCAUGAAUAAAAUUUCAUAGAUUUAAUGGUGCCCUCGGGUUGGAAUCCG
Molecule: messenger RNA, 4076 nt
Organism: Sclerotinia trifoliorum
Lineage: Eukaryota; Fungi; Ascomycota; Leotiomycetes; Helotiales; Sclerotiniaceae
Source: the annotation of a GenBank genome assembly